AUGAAGGUUCUAGCUGUACUGUGGACAAUAUGUCUAAUGGGACUCUGCCACUGUGGAGGUGAUGGCAAGGUAGACUCAUCACUCUUCGAUCUUGAAGAAGAUGAGGAAAAUGGUGUCCCAGUUAUCAAACUGACUGUAAAGAAUGGUGGUACAACCAAGAAGGUACAGUAUGAUGGGAAAGACGUUUGGUCAGCUCGAACAUUCGGCUCCCCUUGCUCUUCUGCAGUGCUGUAUAUGGGCCAAGAUAGACCUACCUUGGCCGUUAUAAAGAAAAAGGACUCAACCACAUACAAAUACUAUAAUGGUAAACACUGGCAGAAAUGUAAUCUGUAUUGGCAUAAAAAUAAACUUGAGGCUCUAAAGGAGAGAUGUAAUCCUACUACUCCUAUUACCCUUGAUUUUUCUAAUCUAUAUGAAACAAAAGUAACCGUACACACUAAGGACGGUGAUGACUUUGAGCACAAGCUAUAUCUUCCAAAGAAUGGUAGUAAUGUGAGAUCUAUUGUUGAUGCCGGAGUUCCUGUUUGGGAGGCUAAGGAGAUUGAUCAUAAGUGUUGCUUCGCUAGGUCUUUUAAAAAGGGAGAUCAUACGCUCCUUGUCAUGACUGUAAGGAAUGACUAUGGUCACACCGAUCAAUAUUUUGAGAAAGUUGGUGAAACAUGGAAUGAGGUCGAUGAAAAAGGAUUUGAUGAUAAGUUUAUACCACUGAUGGGAGGAUCUGUAACAUAUGGUACUCUUGAUCUUGCCAGUCCAGAUGAAUCUAGGAUAGUUACUAGGAUAGAGGAAAAAAAUGGAGUAUGGAAACAUAUGUAUGGAAUGGGUGAUUGCCUUGUUACUUCUGUUGUUGAUGGCGGGGCUUUGAUUUGGACAUCUUCUGGAAAUGAGAAAUGCACACUUGCAGAAGUAUCAUCAAAGGGUGGAUUUUCACUAGCUAUGAUUUAUAUUCCCACUAGUUGGAGUCUGAGGAAUGAGUGUUUUGAAAGGAAUGCCGAUGGUGAAUGGACUCCCAUUGAUAAGGAAGAGUAUAAGAGUAAGCUACAGGAUAUGAAAAAUGGAGCGACAAGGCAGUCUACCAAAGAAUCUUCUAAAGCUCCUAAGAAUCUUACUGUUCGAAGCUAA
Messenger RNA from Theileria equi strain WA, 1119 nucleotides. Its product is annotated as signal peptide containing protein. NCBI's taxonomy places the organism in Eukaryota, Apicomplexa, Aconoidasida, Piroplasmida, Theileriidae. The transcript has a single exon. The record is from RefSeq and is a predicted model, not a curated record. Bases 1 to 1119 code for a protein of 372 amino acids.